CUCUCUCUCUCUCUCUCCCUCUCCUCCCAUCCCACUUCUCCCUCUCCGAAUCACUCCUCGCACAGGUUAAUCACCCAUCCUCCCUUGUCCUAGUAUGGGCAGGUCUCCAUGCUGUGAGAAGGCUCAUACGAACAAGGGAGCUUGGACCAAGGAGGAAGACGAGAAGCUCAUCUCCUACAUCAAAGCCCAUGGCGAAGGCUGCUGGAGAUCGCUCCCCAAAGCUGCAGGUUUGCUUAGAUGUGGCAAGAGCUGCCGGCUCAGGUGGAUAAACUACCUCCGUCCCGAUCUCAAGCGUGGCAAUUUUACCGCCGAAGAAGACGACCUCAUCAUCAAGCUCCAUGGCUUGCUCGGAAACAAAUGGUCUCUGAUAGCAGGGCGAUUGCCCGGGAGGACCGACAACGAGAUCAAGAACUACUGGAACACGCACAUCAAGAGGAAGCUCCUCAGCCGCGGCCUCGACCCCAAGACUCACCGACCGAUCGACGUCGACCGCCCUUUCGCUGCCCUGAAACAACGAGACAUGUCCGCGGCUCAAGAUAGUACAGCGUCGGAGAAGUACUUCUCCGGCGACGAGGAGGGCGGCAGCGGCAGCACUGGCAGACACAAGGGCUGCUACCUCGACCUCAACCUCGACCUGUCCAUAAGCCUCCCUUACCACCACCCUUGCCAGGAGCAGUCCUCUCCUCGCGAGGCCAAAUCACAGGCCACCCCACGGUCCCUCCGUUGCCAUCACCAGUGGAACUUGUAGCUGCCAAAACACAUCCCCAAGUCACUUGUAUUAUUCAGUCAUAGCAUUAGGCCAUUGGAAGAGGGACAACACAUAGCUUAACUAAGCCUAGUAUUGUAAUGCAUUAGCUGAAGCUUAGAUGAGUAAAGAAAGGCACUAAUAGUAGCUAGUCUUAGCAUUUGUGCAUGCCAAGUGGUUCUUGCGCAACGAAGAAGAAGGACUGAAGUGAUAAGGGACAUGUGUGUGUGUGUGCGAUGCCCAAUGGUAGGUUCUUGUCGUUGGCAUCUGAUGUGAGGCCUUUUGUCACAUAAAGCAUUCAUAUGUGGAGUUAUUUCUGGGUAUAAGAAUUAAUGAUAUUUCUUUUUUCUUUUGAGCAACA
Molecule: messenger RNA, 1106 nt
Organism: Musa acuminata subsp. malaccensis (wild Malaysian banana)
Lineage: Eukaryota; Viridiplantae; Streptophyta; Magnoliopsida; Zingiberales; Musaceae
Product: myb-related protein Zm38
Source: RefSeq, a predicted model, not a curated record